This is a messenger RNA of Angiostrongylus costaricensis, 315 nucleotides long. The record is from the annotation of a GenBank genome assembly. Lineage: Eukaryota; Metazoa; Nematoda; Chromadorea; Rhabditida; Metastrongylidae.
AUGAGAGAGUUUUUCAGAUUUAGGCGCUUCCUGAACCUGAAUAGUGAACAGAUUCUCCGGUACCAACGAUCAGGAACACCUCUGUGGGCCACAGAUCGAGCGCCUUCGUUAACUGAGGCACCUCCUUGUGAAAAAUGUGGCGCAACGCGCUAUUUCGAGCUCCAGUUGAUGCCUCACCUUCUUUCUCUUAUUGAAGUCGAUCAACUUGGAAAUUCGAUCGAUUGGGCGUCUAUAUACAUCUACACUUGUUCGCAGACAUGCGAGAUUGAGAACAACGGAUACACCAGAGAGUUUAUUUUCAAACAAAACUUCUAA